Molecule: messenger RNA, 1543 nt
Organism: Sander lucioperca (pikeperch)
Lineage: Eukaryota; Metazoa; Chordata; Actinopteri; Perciformes; Percidae
Product: protein mono-ADP-ribosyltransferase PARP9-like
Exons: 1
Biological process (GO): negative regulation of gene expression; positive regulation of type II interferon-mediated signaling pathway
Cellular component (GO): cytoplasm; nucleus
Molecular function (GO): ubiquitin-like protein ligase binding; transcription corepressor activity
Source: RefSeq, a predicted model, not a curated record
AAGGCCGAUCUAAGAGCAUUUGUUGUCGAUGCUGUUGUCAAUGCUGCAAAUGAGGACCUGCGACACAAAGGCGGGCUUGCACUGGCGUUAAGUAAAGCUGGAGGGCCAAGGAUACAAGCAGAGAGUGACCUCCACAUUCGGAAGUUUGGAAAAUUAAAAACGGGACAGGCCAUUGUUACAGGCGCUGGUGAUCUCCCCUGUACAAAAAUAAUUCAUGCUGUCGGCCCACGACUCAAUCUGAAUCCAUCCCCAAAGGCACUGUACAAUGCAAAAAACAGUUUAAAGAAAGCCAUACACAGUAUACUAAAACAAGUGUCAAAACACCAUUUCAAGUCAGUUGCCAUUCCAGCCAUUAGCUCUGGAAUCUUCAACAUGCCCCUACCAUUGUGUGCUGACGUCAUAGUGGCCACAGUCAAGGACUUCCAUGAGAAGAAUUCAUUAAAAACACCUAACCUCAUAGUUCACCUUGUGAACCAUGAUGAACCAUCAGUCAAGGAGAUGGAAAGAGCAUGUACUGAGAUACUUUCACCUCGCCCUUUGGAAGACAACCUGAAGAUGUCAGAAGUGGAAGAAAAGCGGGUAGGAGUCAUCUUCAUGACUUAUUGCAGUAUUCUUAAAUUGUAUUUGAAUAUUCAAAAUUACUUCAGUCAAAAUUACUUCAGUCAUUGCCCUAUGAGCAUAUCAUUAUUGCAUGUAUUUUGAAUAUAUAUUUAAUGAUAGGUACAUUACCUUUACCUGAGGAUGUACCAUAUUACAGGUAUUUUGUAUUGCUGCUUUUUCGACUGGUGUUACGGUGACAUAGCUCAUUUAUGAGUUUUACAGAAGUUAAUGGAAUUGAACUUACAGUAAUUGAGAUUGAUUAUAUAGAAUUUAGUUUAAUUUAUCAUUAAUAUAAGGAGUAUUUUUGGGACUAUAUAAGUAUUAAAAAUGUGUAAAUUUGUUUUUAAGCUAAAGUCACUGUGGAAAAGGAAGAGCACAGAAGCUGUAGUUGCUGUGAUCCCGGCCCUCACACAGCCAGGUCACAGUUUUGUGAUCCAUCACAGCGAACUGUGCUCGCUGAGACCUCACCGAUGGCUGACAGGCGAGGUAUUUGGUUGUUCUAACAUUACCCACAAUACAAUAAAAUAUCAAAAAUAAAUGUUUAAUUAUGUAAACUUUAUUGAGAAAAGUAUUCCAAGUUCUGAAAUAAAAGAAUAACUUUCCAUACCAAUAGGAUUGUAUUUUUACAUUGUUUAUUUAAACCUGUGUUUACUGUGUAAUCCGCUCUAUUUCUUUUGUCUUCUUCUGUCUUUAUCUAUGUUUUUUAAUUUAGAUUAUGGAGGGCCUCUUCCAUCUCUAUGCCAACCAGUGUAAACAUGGACAGAGUAUUUACAUUCUGAACCAUUACACAGCAGGUGUAAUACUCUUUGGCAAACGAGACAGAAUGAGAGAACGCAGCUUGCCAAGGGUAAUGCUUGUUUUCAGUCCCCUGUCUGGAUCUAAAAAAAAAAGUCAUUUUUAUUAAGAACAGGUUGAUUUGCAUUUCAAAAUUUUUAUUAUUUAG